Molecule: messenger RNA, 1023 nt
Organism: Quercus robur (English oak)
Lineage: Eukaryota; Viridiplantae; Streptophyta; Magnoliopsida; Fagales; Fagaceae
Exons: 1
Coding region: 1-1023 (340 amino acids)
Source: RefSeq, a predicted model, not a curated record
AUGGGAGUUCAUUUGGGUUCAUUUGUAGCCCAAGUUGGUGGGGUUAUGACUGAUAAAGCUUGCUUGAAGAAUACCAAUUCUGAUUUAUCUUCUAUGCCUACUCUAGAACAAAUUGAGCCAAUAAUUAAAGCCUACUCUCCAUGGGUGUACUUUUAUCCUGAUGAAAAAUACUUGCCAGCUUCAGUGGAGUGGUUUUCUGAGAAUGGGGGACUAUUACAUAAGAGAGGGGACGAGGGAAAUCCUGUUCCAAUUACACCCAACGGCUCAAACCUUCCUCAAGGUGGUUCAGAUGAUGGUGCCUAUUGGUUGAACGAACCAGAUGACUUUGAUGCUAGAGACAGGGUCGAGAGAGGAGAUUUAGCAAUAGCUCUGGUUUAUAUGCAUGUAAAGCCCAUGUUUGGUGCUACAUUCACUGACAUAGCUAUAUGGAUCUAUUAUCCAUUUAAUGGCCCUGCCAAGAUAAGAUUUGGACUGAUCGAUUAUCAACUUCCGCACAUAGGUGAACAUAUUGGUGAUUGGGAGCAUGUGACCUUGAGAGUCAACAAUUUCAAUGGAGAGCUACAAAGUAUCUAUUUUUCUCAACAUAAAGGUGGUACAUGGUUGGAUGCUACUGAUCUUGAGUUUCAAGAAGGUAACAAGGCUGCUGUGUAUGCAUCAAGGUAUGGACAUGCAUUUUAUUCAAAGCCUGGACUUGUUUUGGACGGGCGCGAUGGAACUGGACAGAGGAAUGAUUGUGAAAAGGCUGAUUUGUACUUGGAUACUGGAGCAAGUUAUACAUUGGUGGCAGCUGAGUAUUUGGGCUCAGCAGUUGUUGAGCCACCUUGGCUAAACUAUCUUAGAAAAUGGGGUCCAACAGUUAAUCAUAUUCUUGAGGAUGAGAUUGAUGAGGUUUUGAAAGUAAUUCCUAAGCCUCUUAGAGGUCGUUCCAGGAAACUUUUCUACAAAUUACCAAGGGAAAUACUGGAGGAGGAAGGCCCCUCAUCGAUCAAAGCCAAGGUUAGUUGGGAUGGAGAUGAAAUUUGA